Molecule: messenger RNA, 2145 nt
Organism: Thamnophis sirtalis
Lineage: Eukaryota; Metazoa; Chordata; Lepidosauria; Squamata; Natricidae
Source: RefSeq, a predicted model, not a curated record
CAGCAAAAGGCCGCCUUGCUGAAGAACACUUCAGCGUUGCAGACGGUGUCCCUCAGGAAUAAAACCAUCACAAGAGAGCGUCCCAAUUCUGCCAUUUACCCAUCCGAGAGUUUUCGGCAGACCUUGCUGGGAUCCCGCAGAGGCCGUCCCACCUUGUCGCUUUCCAAAAGUGUCUCCACUACAAACAUUGCAGGAUCGUUCAAUGACGAAUCCCCGCUGGGCAUCCGGAGGAUCCUCUCCCAGUCCACCGACUCCCUGAACAUGCGCAACCGAACCCUGUCCGUAGAAUCCCUGAUUGAUGAAGAGCUGAUCCAGACGGAGCUGCAUCACGUCCAGACGCUGAAGAUCAUGACCAACCUCUUCCGCAAGGGGAUGCUGGAAGACCUGCAGAUGGACGCUGCGGUGGUGCAGAGCAUGUUCCCCUGCGUGGAUGAGCUCAGCGAGAUCCACGACGGAUUCCUGGUCCAACUUUUGCAACGGCGGAAGGAAUCGCUGGCGGAAGGCAGCAGCAAGAAUUUUGUAAUCAGCCGCCUGGGAGACCUCCUGAUCCAGCAGUUUUCAGGCCCCGCUGCCGAGCAGAUGAAGAAGGCUUAUUCGGAGUUCUGCAGCCACCACACCAAAGCCGUCAAGCUUUACAAAGAGCUCUUCACUCGGGACAAGCGGUUCCAGCAAUUCAUCCGGAAAUUGUCACGCUCAUCGGUGCUUCGGCGGCAUGGGAUGCAAGAAUGCAUUCUCCUCGUCACUCAGCGCAUCACCAAAUAUCCUGGGCUCAUCGAUCGAAUCCUGCAAAACUCCAAAGGGAACGAAGUGGAUCAGAAAGACCUGAGCACAGCCCUAUCGCUGAUCAAAGACCUGAUCUCCACUGUCGACCAGGAAGUGCACAAUCAGGAGAAGAAUGCGCGGCUGCAGGAAAUCUACAGCCGGUUGGACGGACGGACCAAGGCCCACCUGCCCCGGGAGCGGGGGCCCUUCAGCAAGGAGGAGAUGCUGCGACGGAAACUGGUCCAUGACGGCAGCAUGCUCUGGAAGACCCCCGCCGGGCGCUUCAAAGAUGUCUUGGUGGUGCUGAUGACGGAUGUCCUCAUCUUCCUACAAGAGAAGGACCAAAAGUAUAUUUUCCCCACCCUGGACAAGCCCGCGGUCAUCUCCAUCCGCAACCUGAUUGUCCGCGAUAUUGCCAACCAGGAGAAGGGCAUGUUCCUGAUCAGCAACACUCCACCCGAGAUGUACGAGGUCCACGCUGCAUCGCGUGAUGAUCGCAACACCUGGAUGAAGAUCAUCCAGCAGAGUGUCAAGCUCUGUCCUGACAGGGCUGACUUCCCCUUCAUUGAGACCGAGAGCGAAGCCUCUCUCAGGAAGCUGAAAGAUAAGAUUCAGCAGUGCGACCAGGAGAUCGGGGCGCUUCUCAGGGAGAAAACAGAACUCUUCGCGGACCUCGUGGCCCUUCAGAGCGGCAGGGAAGACAGCUCCUCGCCCUGGGGGAACCCCCGCGCUCUCUUCCGCACCGAGUCCUCGGACUCCGUGCAUGGCGAGAAGCUGAUCCAGGAAGCCAUCAGGGAAGUGGAAGUUUUGAAAGAUCUCGUUGUGGGACCCGCCUGGGAUCCAGAGCAGAAUCACACGCAGAUGCUCAGCAGCUGCUCCAGCCCGAACCCCAGUAACACCGCAAACGGGGAGACUGGAAUCAUGAACGACGGUCUUGAAUUUACCAGGGUGAACUUGGAGUCAAACCAUCGGGUGAGUUUUGGGAAGCAGCUGGACGGCCGACGAGCCCCUUUCCCUGUUUCGGUGCUACAGCCGGGCACGGCUGCUGCUUUCCUUGGAGAACUGCUGGAUCAGUUGCCCAGAGUUCAGGCACUUUGGGGAAUGCGCAGAACCUUCCACUGGCCAUGCGUUAUUUGCUACGUACAGAAGGCAGCCUGGGCUUUUUAAGCUUUCUGCAAGAGCUCUUUUAAAAGAAGGCCAAUUUGUUUUUUAAAAAAUUCAAGGAAGUUGAUGGAAAUCACACCUCUUGAAAUUCCUUUAGCAAUGCUUUCUCCCAGCUUGGCUUCAGGGUAGUUGGGGAAAAAAGGCUUAUUGCUAGGAAGAUUUUGGGCUUCUUCUGUUCUGACCCAGGCUUCCCCAAAAAGCAGGAGGCAGACUCCUGAU